Cannabis sativa is the source of this 1906-nucleotide messenger RNA. RefSeq names its product putative pectinesterase 63. The transcript is spliced from 4 exons. The record is from RefSeq and is a predicted model, not a curated record. Lineage: Eukaryota; Viridiplantae; Streptophyta; Magnoliopsida; Rosales; Cannabaceae. Gene Ontology annotation, molecular function: pectinesterase activity. Gene Ontology annotation, biological process: cell wall modification. Bases 426 to 1550 code for a protein of 374 amino acids.
CACCACCAAUAUGUUAGGUAUUUAAUUAAUUCUAUGUGAUAAAAUAUGUUAAACAAUGUAUAAUAUCAAAAUAAAAACAAUAAAUAUUGGAAGGUAGCUGUUUUUAUAAAACACAAUCCACCAAGCCUUGUACAAGCAAUUCACAAUCACAACCCACACUUAGUAACAAAAUCUGGUUUAGCUGACACAUACAAGUACUCUUCCAACACACAACUAAUUAAUUCCCAAAAUCAAACUCAUCAAAUUCCUUAAUUUAAUCUUUUAGGAGGCGAUCUGUACAUGAAGGUAUCGUUUUAGCUAAAUAACAAGUGAUAACGUACAAUCACAAAAAGCUUCAUUUAGCCCUCUAUACGAACCACUAUAAAUAUCAUAACUUGGCUCCAUUUAAUUAGAAGAAAAAAAUUAACCACCAUAAAUAAUAUAUUAUGGCUCUUAAAGUAAUAUCGUUGGUAAUCCUGGCCGUACAGUUAAUAACACCAAUUUUGGCCAAACCAAACCUCAUCCCGUCGGAUGAAUCAAAGCUAGACGAUUGGAUUGAUCACAACAUGAAAGCCUACGAGAAAGACAAGGGAAAUGUUAGUGAGACAAUAAAUAAUAAGGUCACCCUUGACAAGGUACUAACGGCUGCGGAGAAUGCCGUUAAGAUUGUCAAGGUCAGGAAAGAUGGCAUGGGUGACUUCAAGACAAUCACAGACGCCGUUAAAAGUAUUCCAUCAGGGAACACUGGGAGGGUGAUAGUGUGGAUUGGAGGUGGGGUUUACCGUGAGCGUAUAACGGUAGAUAGGUCCAAAUCAUUUGUGACUUUUUACGGAGAUGAGGAUAAUGUGCCAGUAAUCACGUUUGAUGGCACUGCACAAAAGUUUGGGACUUGGAAUAGUGCCACAGUUGCGGUUGAGUCUCACUACUUUGUUGCUGCUAAUAUUGCUUUUGUGAAUUCAGCUCCAAAACCAAAGGGAAAACUCAACGGAGAACAGGCUGUAGCAUUGAGGAUAUCAGGAGACAAGGCAGCUUUUCACAAUUGCAAAUUUAUAGGUUUUCAAGACACAUUGUGCGAUGACAAAGGUAGACAUUUGUUUAGAGAUUGCUACAUUGAAGGCACCGUUGACUUCAUCUUCGGCAAUGGACAAUCCCUUUACUUGAACACAACUAUAAGAUCGGUUGCUAAGCAAACAGGGGUUAUCACAGCCCAAGCAAGGACAAUGGUGUCCGAAAACAGUGGAUUCACUUUUGUUCAUUGCAAAAUCAUAGCUGAGGGUGACACUUAUUUAGGUCGAGCUUGGAAAGAUAUGCCGAGAGUGAUAUUUGCAUAUACUUACAUGGGACCCCAUAUCGAUGUUAAUGGCUGGUCUAAUGGCAUGUGGCCUAUUCAAGCGCAAGCCAAAAAGGAUGUGUAUUAUGGAGAGUACAAGUGCAUGGGACCUGGAGCAAAUACUUCUGGGCGUGUCAAAUAUGCAAAAAUGCUAACAGAUGAAGAAAUCAAACCUUUUAUGAGCAUGACUUUCAUCCAAGGCAACAAGUGGCUUAUCCAGCCUCCAAAUCUUAAACGUUGAAUGCCAACCUCUCUUAUUUUUUAUUUUUUUUAUGAGCGUGACUUUCAUCUAAGACAACAAGUGGUUUAUCCAGCCUCCCAAUCUUAAACAUGCCAAUAAUUCCUCCCUUAAAUUUAUUCAGCAAAAAAGGGGAAAAAAAAAAAGACUUUAAUAAAUCUACAUAAGGGAGCUCAAUUUAUGUAAUUUUAAUGUUUGUAUAUUUUCAAUGUGUAAUAAAGUCAAAAUCAAAAUUUGAUCUAUUGUAUAUUAGCUCCCUUUAAUUAAAUCAAUGGCUAGGUGGAGAUAUAUUUUUUUUUUCUUUUAUGUCUCACUCUUUUAUUUUAUACCAAUAAUUAAUUAAUUUCUUAAUUUUAUAU